This is a messenger RNA of Propithecus coquereli (Coquerel's sifaka), 915 nucleotides long. Its product is annotated as formimidoyltransferase-cyclodeaminase. The record is from RefSeq and is a predicted model, not a curated record. NCBI's taxonomy places the organism in Eukaryota, Metazoa, Chordata, Mammalia, Primates, Indriidae. The transcript is spliced from 6 exons. The annotation marks the transcript as partial. Gene Ontology annotation, molecular function: transferase activity; folic acid binding.
CCUAACCCCUCGGUGGCAGCUCCGUCUGCCCUGUUUGCUCGGGGACUGCUGGUUAAUGAGAAGCCGGCGGGGAGGUGCCACGGGCACAUAAAGCCCCAGCGCGGCGCGGCGCGGAGGCUCCAGCCGCUUCCCUCUGUCUGCCUGAGAGAGCAGCCUCUGGAUCCCGCGCCAGCCAUGUCCCAGCUGGUGGAGUGUGUCCCCAACUUUUCGGAGGGGAACAACCAGGAGGUCAUCGACGCCAUCUCCCAGGCCAUCUCGCAGACCCCGGGCUGCGUGCUGCUGGACGUGGACGCAGGCCCCUCCACCAACCGCACCGUCUACACCUUCGUGGGGCGGCCGGACUGCGUGGUGGAGGGGGCCCUCAGUGCCGCCCGGGUGGCCUCGCGGCUCAUCGACAUGAGCCGGCACCGAGGGGAGCACCCGCGCAUGGGGGCCCUGGACGUCUGCCCCUUCAUCCCGGUGCGGGGCGUCGGCAUGGACGAGUGCGUGCUCUGCGCGGAGGCCUUUGGCCAGCGGCUGGCAGAGGAGCUGCACGUGCCAGUGUUCCUGUACGGAGAGGCGGCGCGGACGGCCAGCCGCAGGAGCCUGCCUGCCAUCCGGGCAGGGGAGUAUGAGGCCCUCCCCGAGAAGCUCAAGCAGGCCGAGUGGGCGCCUGACUUUGGCCCCAGCUCCUUUGUCCCCAGCUGGGGGGCAACCGCCACGGGGGCACGGAAGUUCCUCAUCGCAUUCAACGUCAACUUGCUGAGCACCAAGGAGCAGGCCCACCGCAUCGCCCUCAACCUGCGGGAGCAGGGCCGUGGGCAGGACCAGCCGGGACGUCUGAAAAAGCUUCAGGCCAUCGGCUGGUACCUGGAUGAGAAGAACCUGGCUCAGGUGUCCACGAACCUCCUGGACUUUGAGGUCACGGCGCUGCAC